CCUAGGCUAGCUAGCCAUCUUGACAAGAAUGAGGGAGGUAGCUGUUCGGAAUUUCAGUUCCCUGAAGUGUAAACUAGAGACGAUUUAUUCUUGGAAAUGGGUUACAUAUACCUUUGAAACGAGUGUUAGUAUUGAAUCGUUUUAAGUUCGUAAGUCAAGAGGGGAGAGGUGACUUGUUCCGAGAGAUGUCUUACAUACUUGUCCCAACGUAAAGGGAGUGUUGUUGUAGCCAGCUAGCUAGUUGAGUGGAGAGGUACGGGCCCGCUUCACAGUCUAAAGUAGCUGCCGCAGCUGGGCAACUAUCUGCGACAGCCGCCAUCUGACAACUGCGGGGUCCGGACAUUACUUUACUGAACAGGCCAGUACGGACGGAUCAAAGCUUUGGAUCAGUUAUCGAAGUACUACUUCUAUUGGCAAACGCUGGGCUUGGAAGGGUUGGUCUUCAAUGUUAUGAACUCGUAAAAUGCAACAGGAGACGAGAGGAGGAAGGAACAAGGAUGACUCAUACUCCUCUUGAUAAUAGUUUAAAAAACUUCCAUCGAUGCAAAUUCGCUGUUUCAGAUAGCCAGUUGUCAGCUGAUAUUAGCUAACUCACUUGCUUUUAACGCGAGACAUUUAGACGGGAGUUGUGAACGCAGGCUCUCAAAAUGUCUAAAAUGCCGGCUAAAAAGAAAAGCUGUUUUCAGAUCACAAGUGUGACACAGGCUCAGGUGGCGGCCAGCAGUGCCACGGACGACACGGAGAGCCUGGACGACCCAGACGAAUCACGGACUGAAGACGUGUCGUCGGAAAUAUUCGACGUGUCCCGGGCUGACUUCGAGCCGGAGGUAUGUGAUCGAAGUUCGUCUGAGGAAACCCUAAACCAUGUAGGGGAGCAAGAGGCACCUGGCGUUAUGGUCCCACCGCGUAGUGUACCUAAAGUUGGGCAGAUACCUGCAAUGUCGGGGCCUCCAAAUGAAGGUUUUGCUAUUCGAAAGGCAGGAGUGGCAGGCUCGCCUCAUGUUAGCCAGCAAACACUGGGAAGUGGUUCGUCAAGCGGCCUCCCUAUUGCUCAGUCCGGGCUCAUGCCACAGCCUGCCCCAGUGGCCAGUUGGGGGGCUACAACAGUGUCAGUGAGCACAUCCCAGCCAGUAGUGACUAGUUUAACCCCUACUUCUGCUAUGUCAUCGACAGCAAGUUGCAGUUCACGUUUCAGGGUCAUCAAACUUGACCAUAGUACUGGAGAGCCCUUCAGAAAGGGCCGAUGGACUUGCACAGAGUUCUAUGAGAAAGACUCGGAGGGUAACACUGUGGUUAACAGGACUACGGAUAAUAUUAGACAUGCCAAUGCGUUUGACCCCAGUGCUGACAGGGACAGUGGGCUGGGGUUGACGGGUGAUACGGUGGUUGCACCGUCGACUCACUCCGGCCAGGGCCUAGACUCCAUAGUGGAUGCUGCUGCUCUUAAUGCCUUGCACGUUCACCCAAUGGACACACUGCAGCAGCAGCCUCACCACCAAAACUACAACAUGGGGCAGCCUGGAACGGCCACACACAACACUUUCCCCACCAACAACCUCAUGGCUGUCCCAGGUCAGCAGCCAACGCUGAGUACUAUCCAACCUGCUGCCAACCAGAACCUCUUUCCUGUGGGGCUCAACGGUCUUCCUCAAAGUGGCAUUCACAUACAGAAAUCCCCAAGCAUGACCCCUGCAGCCCAGACCCAGACGCUGGCUUACCCUCCCCAGCAGCAGGCCAUGCUACAGCAGCUUCCACUGGGACAGCACCUGCCCAACCAGCCCCCAGGCCUGCCCCAGAACCAGGCAGACUACUACCAACAGAACCAGCCGGGCAUGCAGGCAGUGGCCUCAACCGGCCAGACCCUCUAUGUGGGACAAACUGUGGGUCAGGGCCCUUCACUGGUCAUGACUCCCGCCACUGGGGUUCCGAUGCUGGGGCAGGUAGGGGGAGAUGGCAGCCGUGGGGGGGGGGGGGGGGGUUCUUUACCUGUCAGUCAGCCAGCUUCAGGCCUGAUGGGUGGAGGUGUGGGAGGUGUUGGGUCAUCCAUGGUACUGGGCGGAAGCGCUACUCUGCAACAGCUUGUAGGUCAGUAUACCCCCACGGGUAUUCGUCAACCCGUCGGCCUCCACCCUUCGCCCCCUGGCACCCAAAACAUGCCCACCAUUGUGCCCAGUGCCUCCAGCGCCACCACAUUAGCCCCCACCGCCAUGCCAAACCUGACUGCCUCCUUGUUGCCCGGGCAACAGGCCCGCGAUGGCAGGGGGGCGCAGGGCCUCCCGGCGGCUGGGUUCAGCCAUGUGGAGGAGGGCCAGCCUCCCGCCUUCUCUGAGAAAAACCUGAUGAAGAUCCCUGAGAGCCUGCAGCUGGCCAACAACCCCUCUGUGAACAGCCUGUUUGGAAUAGCCAUAGACGAGGACAGGACCCCCUCCAUGGUGUUCUACCGGGCCUUCCAGUCUGGCAGCAGGCUGCAGGACUCUAAGGCCCACAGUGAUAGUGCCUCUGGAGCCAGUGUUGUUGCCAUUGAUAAUAAAAUCGAACAGGCGAUGGACUUAGUGAAAAGCCAUCUGAUGUAUGCAGUGCGUGAGGAGGUGGAAGUGCUGAAGGAGCAGAUCAAGGAGCUGUUUGAGAGGAACUCCAUGCUGGAACAGGAGAACGCCGUGCUGAAAUCCCUGGCCAACAGCGACCAGCUGUCUGAGCUCUCCGUCCGGCCGCCCGCCACAAACUCCUCCUGCAGCACGCCUCCCCAGCAAGGGGUGGGCCAAGGCCAGCCUCAGCUCCAGGCCCAGCCUCAAAUGCAGCCUCCGCUCCAGGCCCAGCAAAUACAGCCCCAACCCCAGCUUGACGCCAGCCAUCCUUUGCUGCAACCGCAGCCCAACGGCAACUCCGCUUGAAGUGCAUCCUCCCCAGCAGGAGAAAAAAAGCAGAAAAGCACCCUCCAAUUAUUCUAAAUUAGCAUACGAAACAACAAAAUAUUUAUAUUGUCUUGUUCUCCACCAGCUUGGCCAUCACAACCAAGAGCAGUGCUUCUGUGCCUGUUUGGCUUUCCCAGUGUUAAUGCAAUCAUUGCGUGAGAGAGACUGGGGCUUUCCUUAUGGGGCGCCAUACUGAAGCCUGGACUGGUUGAGUGCUGUGGACCAGAUUC
Oncorhynchus gorbuscha (pink salmon) is the source of this 3142-nucleotide messenger RNA. RefSeq names its product TSC22 domain family protein 2-like. The record is from RefSeq and is a predicted model, not a curated record. Gene Ontology annotation, biological process: regulation of transcription by RNA polymerase II. Bases 648 to 2891 code for a protein of 747 amino acids. The transcript is spliced from 4 exons. Lineage: Eukaryota; Metazoa; Chordata; Actinopteri; Salmoniformes; Salmonidae.